GACUGGCCUGGAUUCCGGGUUAGGAUCCCCGAACUCUCCCUGGCUGCGUUUGCCGUCGUUUAAGACUGUCUUCCCUGGCUGGGUUUACCGCGGGCACUUGUGCCAGUGAGGCUCUAGAUCCUGUGUGUCCCUGUGAAUAGCAGGUGUUGCUGCUCAGCGGGUUUUCUUGCCCCCGUACCACAGAGAAGCCUCCCUCUGUUUCAAGGCCGCCCAGCCAUCCACGGGUUUGCUUUCACCGCCUCACCGACCGGAGCUAUGGGAGACACGGGCAGGGAACGCAGCAAACCGCCCAGCCUCCCGCCCCGCUGCCCCUGCGGAUUCUGGGGGUCCAGCAAGACCAUGAAUCUCUGCUCCAAGUGCUUUUCUGAUGUUCAGAAGAAGCAGCCAGAUGAAGACUCAUCCCCUGGCCCCACCCCCAGCACUAGUAGCAACCAAUCGGACGUGUUCACGAGUGACAUGAACAGUAGUAGCAGCAGCAGCAACUCCCCUUCCUUUUCGUCACAGACUGUUAGCAACCCCCAGCCACUCCCCAGCGAAACAAAUGUAGCUUCCUCGCCCAGCCAAGACGAAUCCCGCGGCACGUUAGCAGCACUCACAAAACGGCCCUGCGAAUCAGGGUCCGCCGCUGAGGGCGAGGAGUCACCAGGGAAACGGGCGCGGCUGCAGGAUGAUGUUGUUGAGGAAAGCCCUGGAGGCACCAAGCAGAGGAGCCGUCGGCGUUGCUACCGCUGCCAAACCAAACUGGAGCUGGUGCAGCAAGAGCUGGGUUCCUGCCGCUGCGGAUACGUGUUCUGCAUGCUGCAUCGUCUCCCAGAGCAGCACGACUGCCUGUUUGAUCACCUGGGCCGUGGUCGGGAGGAGGCCAUCCUGAAGAUGGUGAAGCUGGACCGCAAGGUGGGGCGGUCGUGCCAGCGCAUCGGGGAGGAAUGCUCCUGAGCGCGCUAUCUCUCUCUCUCUUUCUCUCUCUGUCUCCGCAAGCCUUAUCCAGAAACACCCACCCCUCACACUCCCUCCUUUAUACCUGAGCUAGCCAAUACACAAACCUUGCAACGCACAUACUUAGACAUUGAUUAGGGGUGUGACGAUACACUAAGGUCAUAAUACAUGUGAUGGUACAGAUCGGCUACUGGUGUGAUCAUCCAUCCAUCCAUUAUCAUUCUGCUUCUCCUGGUGAGGGUCACGGCCUUGUGUGAUCAAUAAUAGCAAAUAUUAAUUUUAAUAAUGGGCAAUUGUUUUUAU
Polyodon spathula (Mississippi paddlefish) is the source of this 1239-nucleotide messenger RNA. RefSeq names its product AN1-type zinc finger protein 3-like. The transcript has 6 exons. The record is from RefSeq and is a predicted model, not a curated record. The coding region runs from base 256 to 936 and encodes 226 amino acids. Gene Ontology annotation, molecular function: DNA binding; zinc ion binding. Lineage: Eukaryota; Metazoa; Chordata; Actinopteri; Acipenseriformes; Polyodontidae.